CCUCUCGCGCGCAGUGAUGCUCGCACCUGUCCCGACCCGCAACAUCAUCAUCAGCAUCAGGAUCAUCAUCAGCAGCGGAUCUCCAUGACGACAGCGCUUCCAGCAUGGUGCAGAAAUCCCGCAACGGCGGCGUGUUCCCCGACGCCCCGCCGGCCGAGAAGAAGCUGAAGGUGGGCUUCGUGGGGCUGGACGCGGGCGCGACGGACUCGAGCCGAGACGGCGCGUUGCUGAUCGCGGGCGCGGACGCGUCGAAGCGCGGCAGUAUCUUGAGCAAACAGAGAUCCAGCAUCUCCGGGAAGAGGCCGCCGAAGCGCAACGCGUUCUACCGACGCCUGCAGAAUUUCCUCUACAAUGUUCUGGAGAGACCGCGCGGAUGGGCGUUCAUUUACCACGCUUACGUGUUUCUGCUGGUCUUCUCCUGUCUGGUGUUGUCUGUGUUCUCCACUAUCAGAGAAUAUGAGAAGAGCUCUGAGGACGCGCUCUACAUCCUGGAAAUCGUAACCAUCGUGGUGUUCGGAGUGGAGUAUAUCGUGAGGAUCUGGUCUGCUGGGUGUUGCUGUCGCUACAGAGGAUGGAGAGGAAGACUCAAAUUCUCACGGAAACCUUUUUGCGUUAUCGACAUCAUGGUUCUGAUCGCCUCCAUCUCGGUUCUGGCCGCUGGAACGCAGGGGAACGUGUUCGCCACCUCCGCCAUCAGGAGUCUCCGGUUCCUGCAGAUUCUGCGGAUGAUCCGCAUGGAUCGCCGUGGAGGAACAUGGAAACUCUUGGGAUCUGUCGUCUAUGCUCACAGCAAGGAGCUGAUCACAGCCUGGUACAUCGGCUUCUUGUGUCUGAUCCUGGCCUCGUUCCUGGUGUACCUCGCGGAGAAGGAGGAUAAUGAGAUGUUCGAGACCUACGCCGAUGCGCUCUGGUGGGGUCUGAUCACUCUGACCACCAUCGGCUACGGAGAUAAAUACCCCAUCACCUGGAACGGCCGUCUCCUGGCCGCCGCCUUCACACUCAUCGGCGUGUCCUUCUUCGCCCUGCCUGCGGGAAUUCUGGGAUCUGGGUUUGCCUUGAAAGUUCAGGAACAGCAUCGGCAGAAACAUUUCGAGAAGCGCAGAAAUCCUGCAGCCGGACUCAUUCAGGCUGCCUGGAGGUUUUACGCCACAAACCUGAAUCGCACGGAUCUCCACUCGACGUGGGACUAUUACGAGAGGACCGUAUCGGUGCCCAUGUACAGACUCAUCCCUCCCCUGAACCAGCUCGACCUCCUGAGAAACCUCAAGAGCAAAUCCGGCCUCUCCUUUAGGAAGGAAGCCGAAGCCUCUCCGAGUCAGAAAGUGAGCCUGAAGGAGCGCGUGUUCUCCAGCCCGAGGAACUCUGCAAGUAAAGGGAAGAACUCUCCUCAGGGCCAGCAGUCGCUCCGACGCUCUCCCAGUGCGAACAGCAUCGAGGACAGCCCGUCCAAAGUUCCCAAGAGCCUCAGCUUCGGCCAGUCCAGUCGGGCCAGGCAAGCCUUCCGCUUUAAAGGGGCCGCGUCCCGCCAGAACUCAGAAGAAGCCAGCCUUCCCGGAGAAGACAUUGUUGAUGACAAUAAGAGCUGCCAUUGUGAGUUUGUCCCUCAGGAUUUAACGCCGGGACUAAAAGUUACCAUCAGGGCCGUGUGCAUCAUGAGGUUCAUGGUGUCCAAGCGCAAGUUUAAAGAGAGUCUUCGUCCGUAUGACGUGAUGGACGUCAUAGAGCAAUAUUCAGCCGGACAUCUCGACAUGUUGGCGAGGAUUAAAAAUCUCCAGUCCAGGUUAGAUAUGAUAUUGGGUCCUCCGGGUCCUUCGGGUCCUCCGGGUCCCAGCACCCCUCGCCAAAAGAAGUGUUCAACCAAAGGAACCAAAGAGUCGCCCCAGUUGUCUUCUAGAGUGGAUCAGAUUGUUGGUCGAGGCGCUCCGAUAACAGACAAGGAUCGUCCUAAAGGAACCACAGAUGGAGAACUGCCGGAGGAUCCCAGCAUGAUGGGACGACUCGGGAAAGUGGAGAAACAGGUGAUGUCAAUGGAGAGAAAGCUGGAUUUCCUGGUGAACAUCUACAUCCAGCGCAUGGGAAUCCCGCAGUCCGAGACGGACGCCUACUUCGCCUCUAAGGAGCCCGACCCGGCGCCUCCGUAUCACAGUCCGGUGGAGCACAUGGAGAAGAGCGGAUCCAUCACCAAAAUCAUCCGGUCCAACAGCUCAGCGGGACAGAAGAACUUCGACCCGCCAACCUCGACAUGCGUCAAUCACCACUGUCCUCCAUCCACGUCCCGGCAUCCACAAACCAUCCCUGAUCCCGGUCCGAUCCCCGAUCCCGGGUCGCUAGUGCGUAUCCCUCCGCCUCCGGCACACGAGCGCUCGUCCACCGGACACAACGGAGGAUCUCGUGCACAUCAUUCCCGCGAAGACGGGCGCCUUUCCCAAGCCGGAGCCGAGAGCGACACGUCCGUAUCAAUCCCUUCGGUGGAUCACGAGGAACUCGAACGCUCCUUCAGCGGAUUCAGCAUCUCGCAGUCCAAAGAAAACCUGGACUUUCUGAACAACGCUUAUUUUAGCGGCGUGCCGCGCUGCGCUAAAGUGAGGCCGUACAUCGCGGAGGGCGAGUCGGACACGGACUCCGAUCUGUGUGUCCCGUCGCCUCAUUCAGCCACCGGAGACGGCGCUUACGAGGACCGAGGCUGGACCGGACCCAAGUGAAACUACUCUGAAAGUCUUUACAAACCAGCGUUAGACUGUAUUUGUGGAAACCUGCGUGUUUAAAAAGCAGUUUCCCUUACAAGCACAACUCCACGAGCGGAAGAAAAGAGAAAAUGACUUCUGGAUGCCGUAUCCA
Molecule: messenger RNA, 2838 nt
Organism: Rhinichthys klamathensis goyatoka
Lineage: Eukaryota; Metazoa; Chordata; Actinopteri; Cypriniformes; Leuciscidae
Gene: kcnq2b
Product: potassium voltage-gated channel subfamily KQT member 2
Exons: 16
Coding region: 105-2702 (865 amino acids)
Biological process (GO): potassium ion transport; transmembrane transport
Cellular component (GO): membrane
Molecular function (GO): voltage-gated potassium channel activity
Source: RefSeq, a predicted model, not a curated record